Molecule: messenger RNA, 1502 nt
Organism: Sorghum bicolor (sorghum)
Lineage: Eukaryota; Viridiplantae; Streptophyta; Magnoliopsida; Poales; Poaceae
Product: eukaryotic translation initiation factor 3 subunit H
Exons: 12
Cellular component (GO): cytosol; eukaryotic translation initiation factor 3 complex; cytoplasm
Molecular function (GO): metallopeptidase activity; protein binding; translation initiation factor activity
Source: RefSeq, a predicted model, not a curated record
CCGUACAUCAACUGGACUCGUCGCACGUCUCUGCUCUGUGCUCUCCCCGCAGCCAGAAAACCCUAGACUCUCUCGGCCGCCGCUCUCCUUUCCCUCGCUCCACAGCUCGCGCCGUUCCUCCAAGCGCGCACGCAUCCUCCCACCUGCGCGCCGCUGCCGCCGCCCAACAAUCUACGAGCAGCCAUGGCUAACCCAGCGGCACCGGGAGGAAUGAGGUCGUUCCUGCAGGCCGUGUCUACGGUCACCGAGGAGGCGCCGACGCCGCUCCGCGUCGUCCAGAUGGAGGGCCUGGCCGUACUGAAGAUCAUUAAGCACUGUGAGGAGUUUGCGCCUGCUCUAGUUACAGGUCAAUUGCUUGGUUUGGAUGUUGGUAGUGUUCUGGAAGUGACCAACUGUUUUCCCUUCCCUAUCAGAGAAGAGGAUGAUGAAGCAGAUGCAGAUGGUGCAAAUUAUCAGCUUGAAAUGAUGAGGUGUUUGAGGGAAGUUAAUGUUGACAAUAAUACUAUUGGAUGGUAAGAUAAGCUAAUUUUGGAUCUUUUCAAACUGUGGGAACUGAUUGAAACAUUUAUGAACUAUCAGGAGAGCAUCAGGAGAUGUGUGUGCAUUGUCUAUGACCCAUCUAGAUCUAGUCAAGGCGUGCUAGCCCUCAAAGCCUUAAAGCUUACAGACUCGUUUAUGGAUCUUUACCGUAACAAUGGUUUAACUGGGGAGAAGUUAAGGGAGAAGAAAUUGUCCUGGGUUGAUAUUUUUGAGGAGAUACCAAUUAAAGUUUCCAACUCAGCGCUUGUCAGUGCCUUCAUGAAGGAGCUGGAACCUGAGUCACCUGUUACUCAGUGUGACUUUGACAGACUUAAAUUGUCAACUGCUCCCUUUAUGGAAAGGAACUUGGAAUUUCUGAUUGGGUGCAUGGAUGAUCUUUCAUCAGAGCAGAACAAGUUCCAAUAUUAUUACCGCAACCUCUCAAGACAGCAGUCACAGCAGCAGGCAUGGCUUCAAAAGAGAAGGCAGGAGAACAUGGCGAGAAAAGCAGCUGGUGAGGAGCCGCUGCCAGAAGAAGAUCCAUCGAAUCCUAUCUUUAAGCCUAUUCCUGAGCCAUCACGAUUGGAGGGCUAUCUUGUAACCAAUCAGAUCUCCAGUUACUGCAACCAUAUCAACGGGGUUGCUGGUCAGAAUUUUAACAGGCUAUACCUGAUGAAGGCCUUGCACGAGGACUAGAAGACUGGGUUAUGAGUGAAAGCUGUUAGAUUUAGCUCGUGAUACUGCUGGAAAUCAUAAUUUUGCGAUGUACCUUACAUGGGCGUGCCUGUCUUCUACUUAAUGUUUCCAUGGACACCAGAUGGUUAGCAUCCAUUGUGACGUGCUUCGAAAUUAUAGCAGCAUUCUUGGUAUUAAUUAAAAAAUGAUCAGUUUGAUUACUAUUAUUUAAUGUAGUUGCAUCUGUAUGCGUCGAAAUAUAAACCAAUGUUCUCCAUUAGUAAUUUUGGGAUGAACACUUUGAAGUC